Messenger RNA from Candida tropicalis MYA-3404, 369 nucleotides. RefSeq lists its product as uncharacterized. The record is from RefSeq and is a predicted model, not a curated record. NCBI's taxonomy places the organism in Eukaryota, Fungi, Ascomycota, Pichiomycetes, Serinales, Debaryomycetaceae. The coding region runs from base 1 to 369 and encodes 122 amino acids. The transcript has a single exon.
AUGAUUGACUAUCAACAAGAUUAUACGUUGAAACAGAUAGUUGAGGAUAAGAAAAUCAAACAGACUAAAUUGAAAGAGUUUCAUUUGGUGUUUGAUGAUAUUGACACAUUUGUUGAGGUUUCAGAUAUUCCAAAUCCAGCAAGUUAUAAACAUAUGCCAACUUUGGUUGCAAAUGAUGGUACAACAUUCAGAUUUAAAGAGGAAGCAAAUGACGAAUCUACAUUAAUGUUAUCUUCAAGUUCCAGUAUAGAAUCUUCUGAUAAAUCAAUUCUCUCUGAAACUGAUAACAACAUUUCAACAUUACAAACAACACAACCGGAAUAUAUUUUAUCGUCAUCACAAUCUAUUUUAAGAUCUGAUGACUUCUAA